Messenger RNA from Branchiostoma belcheri (Belcher's lancelet), 717 nucleotides. RefSeq lists its product as uncharacterized. Bases 20 to 694 code for a protein of 224 amino acids. Lineage: Eukaryota; Metazoa; Chordata; Leptocardii; Amphioxiformes; Branchiostomatidae. The record is from RefSeq and is a predicted model, not a curated record. The transcript is spliced from 2 exons.
AUGAGAAAAUUUGAGAGUCAUGGCCGGCAUGGCACAGAGGAAAAUUACCUCUUUUUUCUCCUCGCCGCGAGCGGCCCCGGCGUCGAAUGCAGUCAGUGCUGUCGAUCCUCAAAGACGUUCAGGAUCAUCUCAGUCUGAAGGCGUGGUUUCAACAACUGAGAGUCAGCCUCCAGAUCGUACGGCCGGUACGAAAGAGGGAUGCGCCGACGGAAGGGGGGAGGGGGGCUUGAUUCAGCCCGAUUGCCGACCAGGGCCUUCAGACGCGGGAAACGCCAAUGACAGUCCUGCUGCUUCUAGUCAUGAAGGGGACUCUGACAUGUCUGAUGAGUCUGAAUCAGAAACCCUCACGGACAAGCGGCCUUCGAAGAAGUCUUCGGACACAGUGCCACCUUCUCGGAAAUACGAGGCUAAGAGGAAAGUGCCACCUUCUCGGAAAUACGAGGCUAAGAGGAAACGAUGCUUCUUGGAAAAGUGGAGGACAGAUUAUGACUUUGUUGACUAUGAUUAUCAAGCAGAGAUGAUGUAUUGCAAGAAAUGUAGGGCCAUGCCCACAUUGGCAAAGGGCAAUGCCCUAUUCCACGGUGUAACUGGUGAUAAGGUUCGAAGAAGAACACUCAAAAUCCAUGCCAAAUCCUUGACACAUGUCAGGAUUUUGAGUCUACUGUUACAGCCAGAAGGGAAUCUCGUGACCUGAAGGUAGACUGGAGAGCCUCUCUC